CAGUUUAUCUCAUCCUUCUCAAACUGUAAUCCGAGAGGCAGUCAGCCGGUGCGUGUGGACAAACCGCCGCAUGAGAAUACGCUUGUACAAAUCUAAAAAUAUCUGGUUAAUAUUAGGGUAAAGACAGUUAGUGCGUGGAAGGGAGGCGUGAAUACCUAAUGAAAGAAAAGCUCAGACUUCACCAACAGGAUCUGGUCUGCGCUGUUUCUGUGGUUGGACUCGCUGCUGCAACACUUUUUUGCAAGUUUGGCUACAAGAGCUGCUGUUGCUCUUUAUCUUAUUACACCGCCGCCUGAACGUGUGUGUAUGUGGGGAGGGGACAAAUCUCCAAUGGAUCGCUGUAGAACUUUCCUGCAAAGUUUCCUAGCGGCUGCCCUCCUCUGCUGCUUAGUGCUGCAGCCCGUGCCUGGAGUUACCAAGAGUCUCCGUGUGAAAGAUAAAUACGAUGACUAUGAGUAUCAACUGGUUUCAUAUUCAUCACAAUACCAGAAGAACGAUCGAUGUCCUCCUCCUCCACAGACUUUGCCAGACAGAGCCUGUGAGGUUCCCAGCUGCAGAUCGGACUCUGAAUGUGAAAGACACAAACGCUGCUGCUACAAUGGGUGUAUUUAUGCUUGUUUGGAAUCUGUGAAGCCACCGCCAGUUCUAGAUUGGUUGGUGCAGCCAAAACCCAGAUGGCUUGGGGGUAAUGGAUGGCUACUUGAUGGACCAGAAGAAAUACUCCAAGCUGAAGCCUGUAGUACUACAGAGGAUGGAGAUGAACCCCUACAUUGUCCCACUGGCUAUGAAUGUCACAUCAUAAAUCCUGGGAAUCCAGCAGAAGGAAUUCCAAAUAGAGGGCAGUGCAUAAAGCAACGAGGAAAUAGUGAUGGGCGCAAUUUAAGACCGAAAAUGUACAAGGACUAUAAGGAUUAUUUUGGAACUAAUUCUAAUAAUGCAGUUGGCUACAAAAAGCACCACUAUAAACAUCUGGGCUAAAGUUGCCAAUGUGAAGGUUUCAGAUUUCUCCCAAGACGGCAAGCUGAACUUGCAGGACAGAAAUUGGAACUUCCACUACAGCACCCAGACAUUGAGUGGCUUCUGCAGCUCCUGCAACGAAAGCUGAGUCAUCAGACAUCAGUAGCUGCUGCCUGAUUGGGUCCACAAGUUUGCUAAUAGAGUUGGCCACCACUUCUAUGCUGGAAAAUGUUAUGGCACACCUUUAAAAGGUGUGGUCAUGUUUCCAAAAUAUAGCAGUGUAAGGGGCAUGAUGUAACAUACCAUGUGACUUCUGUAUGCUGGUAGUCUGAAGAAACCUGUCCAGUGCAGACUUCUAUGUCUGGAUAAACUAUCCUUGAAUAAAGAAUCCACGUUAUUAUGCUACUAUCCUGUCUUGAGUGGUUAGUGCAUUUGUUUGCAUAGUAGUAGCUAUCACUGUGGACAGUUGGUGCCAAGCUCCUCUCUGCCCUUUGACGUUGCAUGCAGGUUUUAUGGCCAGCCUGCCAAUAUAUCGAGUUUUUCAUUUUGCAUAUCCAGCUGCCGCCUUCUGUAGCCUGUCCCAUCAAAGUGCUCAUGAGUCCUAUGCACAGAACUCAUUUGAGAUUUCACCAUCUGGCACCUAUGCUAUGCCUUGGCUUCGGACUGUUCAUGCCUUAUAAGUCACACCAUGCACUCCACCUCUAUGCCAUCCACUUAAGUAUGUGAAGUACCAGUACUUGAGCUGCAAGCGAGAGAUUGGGUGAUGGCCUUUCUUCCUUAUCGCUGUUGUCUUGUUCUUCCACUUGUUCUUCCAUCACUGCCUGACUAGUUGCAGUUCUUGAAAAGGAGAAAGGCACAGGGUAGGGUUGUGGGGAAGAGAUGUCAGGGGUUGGGGUGGCACAUAGAGGAACAAGCUUACAUCUUCUGAAGCUUCUGUAAUAGGUGAGGGGGAAGUGACAUGUGACAGGGUGGGGGAGAUAGGUUCUACAUCUUCACCUUCUGUGAUUUAGCCCUGCUGUUGGCCUAGGCCUCAGCAAUAUCUGCUCCAAUGAUGGCAUUCACUGCCCCCUCCAUUAGGUGAGGACAUGAAGUCACACUUAUCCUCCACCCAAUAGCACCUGCUGCCUCCAUUUCUGCAUCACCUUGGCUUGCAAGAGUUGGAAGUAAACCAGUAUGUCUGCUAUAAUGUGUUCAAAUGAUGUUGCUGUCAUGAUUGAACAGCUGGCAAUGAGUGCAAGGCUUGCAGCAAUUCUAACUGUGGGUCCUGAUCGAUGAGAUUUUUCAGUGAUGAGUGGGUAGAGUGCAUUGAGUGGUGUCUGAGCCUCGUGGUGCAUUAGUGAGAUAUUGCAUUUGAAAUUGCAUUCACUGACCUUGAUCGCUUGAGUGAACUUUUUGCAGCACUGCAUCUAGGACUUUGCAGCUUGACUUCUAGCAUUAGCUUCCAUGGCUAUCUGGUCCCACUGCCUUCUUGAGAGUUUGUCUGGAAAGCCUCCUGCAAAUCCACCAUCUCUUUUCUUCACCUCUUCAAACAAAGCUUCAAGUGCAGCGGUGGAAAAUAUUAGAGCCCACUCUCUCCCAUAUUCCAUUUAUUCAAUUUUUGCCAGGUCAGAAUUAGUUGUAUACACCUCCAGCAGAAUGCACACCAUCCCUCUCCCACACCUUCACCCACCAUUUAAGAGAUGCAGGCUGACUUUAAGUAGUGCAGUGUAGCUUUAACUGGUGCUCACCUCCCACUAUUUUGGGCCCCCUGCUGAGACUACAGCUGGUCAACAGCAUAGUUAAUUUUCCCUGCAUGCUACAGUCAUGCUGACUAUUAGGGAAGUCGCUAGUAUACUGCCUGCAAUAAAAGAAAUGGCCAUGAGUCAAUCUGCAUAUUGAUCCUUGAGCCUAUUUUCAAAGGCUAUUAAAUUUAGCUCCUUUUUAUAUUGUGGAGUAUUUGUAUACAUUAAUUAUUCUAUAAUUAUGCUCUGUCAAUUGAAACAGAAAAUGGUGGAAAUGCAUAAAGUCAAAUCAGCAUCUGAAAAACAUAACAAAAUUGUGGGUGUAAGUUAAUCUACCCUUCUCUUUCAAAUACUGAUUGACCCAGUACAUUCCCAGUAUUUCUUUUACUUUAAAGGUAUAUAAUAGCAAUUAGUUAUUUUCCUUCUCUUUUUAUUGUUUUUCAUACAACUUACAUGGUUUGCAUUGCAACAAUGUUUUCAACAAUCUUUCAAAGCACCACGUUAGAUUCUUUAAAGUGUUAAAAUGUAGGAAAUGUUUCAUACAUAGUAUUUAAAUUAAGUGUAAAAUUAGAGGUUAUAUUCUUAAUGUGUUAACAAAAAUAACACUAUGCAGGACCUCAAUUACACAGUAACACCUCGUGUGAAUACUGAAGUCUGUUUUUGAUUAGGAAUCUCUAUUGCUUGUAAACUCAUACCGAGUUCCAUUACAUGUAUAUGAAGAGGAAAGAGGGUUAGAAACCUAUAAAAGGAAGUGUUUGGUAUAAUGUGAAAUGCUAAAUUGUUACUUAGAAAUUAAUAUGUUACAAGUUAAGAUGUUAUGCAAUAGCAAAAAAUAAAUCGGCUGUCACAUAGUACACUGUAGCCAAGGAAGCUGGCAACUGAACUGAUUGACCAAAGGAUGAACUGAAGAAUAUCUGCUUGUCCUUGGUUACAGUGAGACUCUUGCUUGUCUUUUAUUGCUUGCUUCUUUUCAAAUGUAAACUAACUGCCAUCAAGUCAUAAUUUAAAUAGAGCAAGAAAGGAAAAGAUUUCCAUUCAUACUGCACUUUGUCACCUCUCUCAGAAACAUCUCUGAACACUUGACAAUGUUUCACUGUACUUCAAAGUAAAUCUAUGUAUGGGCUAUAAACCCAACUGUAAUAUAGUAACAUUACUUAACAUUAUCAUUGCUCAUCAACGUUCUUAUGUUUAUCAAAUUAGUAAAAGAGAAUGCAGAACAUAAAGGCAAGUGGUCAAAAAUUUUAUACUGUAUGGAUCAUUUUUUCCAACUGAGAGCUCAUAGAAUUGCCAACAUUGGUAUAUAUUUUCCUUUGUUGACAUCUGCUUUACAUUCAGGCCAAUUUGUUUACCAACUUUAGUGAAUGGAGUAAAAUGUGACUCUACUGAUCAUUAAAUCAAAAGAAAAAGUAUAGAUGUAAAAUAUGUAUGCAUACUUGGUGACAAGAUGUGUUUGUUUUAAGUUUAUGUUCUUGCUCAUUUGUACUGAUUUUCAAAAGGCCAAAGUAUGCAGCAUUUAAACCUCUAAUGCGAUAUCAAGUAAGUGUACCAUAAAGGCUGCACUUUAAUUACAACUUGGUUUACAUUGGAAAAUUAUGAUCUUACUUUUUACUGAACUGUUUUGUAAAUGCAAACAAAUGAUCACUUAAGUCUUGGGUGCUUAUCCUAAAUCUGAUAAAAGUAUUGUAUUAA
This is a messenger RNA of Carcharodon carcharias (great white shark), 4367 nucleotides long. It is a transcript of the gene wfdc1, whose product is annotated as WAP four-disulfide core domain 1. Lineage: Eukaryota; Metazoa; Chordata; Chondrichthyes; Lamniformes; Lamnidae. Gene Ontology annotation, molecular function: peptidase inhibitor activity. Bases 307 to 978 code for a protein of 223 amino acids. The record is from RefSeq and is a predicted model, not a curated record. Gene Ontology annotation, cellular component: extracellular region. Gene Ontology annotation, biological process: regulation of cell growth. The transcript has 7 exons.